Messenger RNA from Hippocampus zosterae (dwarf seahorse), 5866 nucleotides. RefSeq names its product ArfGAP with SH3 domain, ankyrin repeat and PH domain 2a (gene asap2a). Gene Ontology annotation, biological process: positive regulation of GTPase activity. The transcript has 29 exons. Gene Ontology annotation, molecular function: protein binding; GTPase activator activity. Lineage: Eukaryota; Metazoa; Chordata; Actinopteri; Syngnathiformes; Syngnathidae. Bases 447 to 3404 code for a protein of 985 amino acids. Gene Ontology annotation, cellular component: cytoplasm. The record is from RefSeq and is a predicted model, not a curated record.
CCUCCUCUACCUUUGUGGAUGUCUUGCGCUCCGAAUGAACGCGAUUUCUUGUUGUUUCCGGAGGCUCACUGUCGUGAGUUCCUCUUACCCUCUAAGGUCCCACGUUUGGAGACAAGGGAGGACAAUAGACUUCACGGAGGGAACUUCAGUGCCUACAUCGAAUCGAGGGUCAACCAUUUAACCCGAAUGGAGUGGCGGUAUUUCAACUGAAAGGCAGCCAGAGGUUAAGAAAUCUACCCGUGGAGCACCGUGUUAGUGACCGAGCGUUGUCCAAGAUAUACCCAGACAUGGUUCACUGCCAGCCGAAUUCGCCAAGGACUCUAUUACCGCUUCUAUAAACUUUUUUUUUAAAUACCAGAAACGAGAAGGAGGCAUAGUUGAAAAAGAGCGCGUCUUCUCCUGUUUAUCCGGCAGAAAAAGGGGGAAAGGUAUUGGGAGUAUUAAUUAUGCCUGACCAAAUCACUGUAUCUGAGUUUGUGGUGGAGACCAAUGAGGACUACAAGUCACCCACCGCUUCCAACUUUACCACCAGGAUGCCCCACUGCAGGAACACCGUAGCUGCACUGGAGGAGGCCUUAGAUGUGGACCGCAGUGUUCUAUACAAGAUGAAAAAAUCUGUCAAGGCCAUCUACACAUCUGGUUUGGCUCACGUUGAGAAUGAGGAGCAGUACACUCAGGCGUUGGAGAAGUUUGGAGAAAAUUGUGUGUACAGAGACGAUCCUGAUUUGGGAUCGGCGUUUCUCAAGUUCUCCGUCUUCACCAAGGAGCUCACUGCACUCUUCAAAAACCUAUUCCAGAACAUGAACAACAUCAUCACCUUUCCUCUGGACAGCCUACUGAAAGGAGACCUGAAAGGAGUCAAAGGGGAUCUGAAAAAACCUUUUGACAAAGCCUGGAAGGACUACGAAACUAAAGUCUGCAAAGGGCAUUCCUUACUGAAAGGCACCAAGAUAGAGAAGGAGAAGAAGGAGCAUGCGAGACAGCACGGCAUGAUCAGGAGCGAGAUUAGCGGGGCGGAAAUUGCAGAGGAGAUGGAGAAGGAGAGGAGAUUCUUUCAGCUGCAAAUGUGUGAGUAUCUGCUCAAAGUCAACGAGAUCAAAAUCAAGAAGGGAGUGGACCUGUUGCAGAACCUCAUCAAGUACUUCCAUGCACAGUGCAAUUUUUUUCAGGAUGGUCUCAAAGCUGUAGACAACCUGAAGCCUUCCAUUGAAAAACUGGCCACCGAUCUACACACAAUAAAACAAGUGCAAGAUGAGGAGCGCAAGCAGCUGACUCAGUUAAGAGAUGUUCUUAAGACGGCGCUACAAGUGGAGCAGAAGGAGGAAUCCCAGGUGCGGCAGAGCACCACCUACAGUUUACAUCAGCCGCAAGGCAACAAAGAGCACGGCACCGAGCGCAGCGGCUAUCUUUACAAGAGAAGUGAUGGUUUGAGGAAAGUAUGGCAGAAGAGGAAAUGCACAGCAAAGAACGGAUACCUCACCAUCCCGCACAGCACUGCGAACAGACCGCCGGCCAAACUCAAUCUGCUCACCUGUCAGGUGAAGCACAAUCCUGACGAGAAGAAGAGCUUUGACCUCAUAUCUCAUGACAGAACGUAUCAUUUUCAGGCCGAAGAUGACCAGGACUGCCAAAUUUGGAUCUCAGUGCUCCAGAACAGCAAGGAGGAGGCGCUGAACCAGGCCUUCAAAGGUGACCAGCAUGUUGGCGAGAACAACAUCGUGCAGGAAUUGACCAAGGCCAUCCUGGCGGAAGUGAAGAGGAUGACGGGAAAUGACGUGUGCUGCGAUUGUGGAGCGCCCAACCCGACGUGGCUCUCCACCAACUUGGGCAUCCUCACGUGUAUUGAAUGUUCCGGCAUCCACCGGGAGCUGGGAGUCCAUUACUCCAGGAUCCAGUCACUCACUCUGGAUGUACUUAGCACCUCUGAGCUCUUGCUGGCCAAGAAUGUGGGGAAUGCAGGCUUCAAUGAAAUCAUGGAGGCAGGUUUAAGUGCUGAAAAAGCAGUGAAACCCAAUCCCGCCAGUGACAUGCAGGCGAGGAAAGACUUCAUCAUCGCCAAGUACACCGAGAAGCGCUUCGCCAGGAAGAAAUGUCCCGACUCGGCUUCGCGGCUCCACACGCUGUGCGACGCCGUCAAAGCUCGUGACAUUAUCUCCCUCAUUCAGGUCUACGCUGAGGGAGUGGACCUGAUGGAACCCAUACCGCUAGCCAACGGACAUGAGCAAGGAGAGACCGCCCUCCAUCUGGCUGUCAGGCUGGUGGACAGGACCUCUCUUCACAUCAUCGACUUCCUCACCCAGAACAGUUUAAAUUUGGAUAAGCAGACGGCUAAAGGCAGCACGGCGCUGCACUACUGCUGUCUGACUGACAACAGUGAGUGUCUGAAGCUACUGUUACGGGGGAAAGCCUCCAUAGACAUUGCUAACGAGGCCGGGGAGACGCCGCUGGACAUCGCUCGUAGGCUCAAACACCUCCAGUGUGAAGAGCUGUUGAACCAAGCGUUGGCAGGGAAAUUCAACGCGCACGUCCAUGUGGAGUAUGAAUGGUGCCUGCAGCAUGAAGAUCUGGAUGAGAGUGAUGAGGAUCUCGAUGAGAAGCCCAGCCCCCACCGCAGAGAAGAGCGUCCGGUCAGCUGUUACACACCGAGCACCAACUCCCACUUGCAUGGCCGCGAAACCAAGGACAAGCAGCGCUCCUAUCUGCCAAAUUUGGUCAACAACGAGACCUACGGCACCAUCGUCAACAACAACCCUCCGCAGCAUGGACUGCCCGCCACCACCUCUGCCCCACCACUUCCGCCGAGGAACCUGGUCCAGUUGGUAGGCCUCGGCGGGACGAGUCAGCCCUCGUCGUCCAGCGGCUGGAAGCCCGCUUCCUUAGAACUGGUUGGUCGGCAAAGAUCAUCUUCGGAUCCCCCCAACAUGCACCCCCCUGCUCCGCCCAUUCGGCUUACCUCUACAGCCGGUUUGGGUCCUUCUCCUGCAGGAAAGAUCGACUCUCUUAGUUCACAAUCCAAGUCGGGCCAAGGACCUGCUGGAUCGAGAAGCAGUCAUCAAAAGUCACCGGCAGGGAAUGAUAAAAGUUUCAACCGAACACCACUAAAUCGGACAGCAUCUAUUGAGCGCCCAACUAAGGAAGUGCCAGGAUGCCCCCAGAGCUCCAUAGGUCACGCUCUGCCUGCAGCCCACCACUCUCGGAAGGCCUACACUAAGCACAGGCCGAAGCGAGUGAAGGCCAUGUACAACUGUACGGCAGACAACCCAGAUGAACUAACCUUCUCGGAGGGCGAGGUCAUUGUGGUGGAUGGGGAGGAGGACCAGGAGUGGUGGCUGGGCCACAUUGAAGGAGAUCCGAUGAGACGAGGAGCCUUCCCGGUCACCUUUGUACACUUCAUUGUGGACUGAAAUGUUACUACGGGGGAGGUCAGCAACUGCGCAAAUUCAAAGUCCCGGCGUCCCCUCUCAGUGACCGUGAUGACAUUCAGUGGUGUUUUUGAACUGCCUGGUGUUUGUGACGAGAACACAACCGAAAUGAUUGUAGUGAAUGACAUCUCACGAUAAAAGCACUUUCUCUUGCCGCGCCGUCACACAGGAUGAAGGUUGUGCACCACUCUCUUCCUCCUCCUCAUCGCCCUCCAAGUGAAAUGAGCAGGCAGCAGGCCUUAACUGUGCACGAGCAAAUUAAAACACAUUUAUGGCGGAGGUUGACUUCACGAUGCCGUUUUAAAAACAAACCAAAGGAUGGCAGGAGGCUUCCCAAUUGUCCCAUUUUGGGAGAGAAAAAAAAACGACCAACCACGUGUCAUGUUAUGCUCUCUCUGCCUUGUAAUGUAAGUGAGCAGCAUGACUCCUUCUUUUAGUGUGUGUGUGUGCGUGUGUGUGUGUGUCAUCUCUGCCUUAUUAAGUAGCAAGGAAAUGUCUCUGUGUCGUAAACUGACAGUGUAAAAAUAUGGCCAAAAAUAUCAUAAAUGUCCCCUCUGGAGUUCAAGUGCAUUAUUACUAUAUGGCGAUGACACCAGAACGUAAGUGUGCAUUUUUUGGACAAAAAUAACCCUUACUAUCACACUUUUGCUGAAUACACUGUUUUUAAAUGUAUAGUUUGCACAAUGAAACAUGACUUAUUUUCACACGUUUGAGAUUAUGCUAAACGUUGCCAGGAUCCUUUCAAAUUGUGCAAAACUGUCCUCACAAACAUUGAUAUAUGACACAUUUUCAAAUAGCAAAAAAAGCCCCACAUAAAAUGUUGAAUAUUGGAAUAUAAAACACAACUCCUUGGUGCUUUGCCGCUUUUUUUGUUGUUGUUGUAUCAUUUCCACAAUUAACUCAUUCACUCCCAAAGACGUUUUUAAACGUCUUUUCAGACUUGGUCCAGAAUUGGCUGGUACUGAAUGAGUUAAGAGAUCCAUUCAACUUCAAAUUUGCCCAGACUAUGAAUACCGGUACUUUUGAAUGUACCUGUGUGCGUGCGUGCUCAUUAUGUCUGUGUGAUGAGCGCUUGACAUUCUGCCUCUCUUGUCUAGACAUUUCUCUUGUGUUGACAUUUCCACACAAGAAAAAUGCCCGGAUGAGCUUCAUUGACUCCAUUAGACAACUAACGUCCUUCUUCCUGCAUUUGUACAGAAAGUGCGUUGUUUUUCAUAUUAACACAAGCAUUCAAUGUAAUUAAUUUCGAGUUGUGUUGCGGAGCAACUGUGUAUACGCAAAAAUCAUAAUGAAUGUUCCUUUUGAAGCUGACACCAUCAGAGCCUUGGUGAGUGACAAAAAUCGCAGCUAAUAUUCAAUGUGUUUUUAUUAUUAUUAUUAUUAACUCACUGGAAACAGGAUCUAAUCUAUACAUGUGUAAAUAGACGUGUAUCUUAUUUAAAUGUAGCGAGUCUGAAGGGUACACUGACAGCUGGACUUUAGUGUAAGUGUAGAAAAAAAAUCAUCAGUUGUCGUCAUUGGAUGUACAUAAAUGGGGAAUGAAACUGGAAUAAAAUGACAUAAAGAGUGUCUGUCGUUGCUUCCAGGAAGCGUGAUGAAAGUGGCUCAGUAUGUGCAAAUGUUCAUUGAUUUGAAAGCUUUUAAAGCAAGGUGCCUGUUCUGUUCCAUUAAUGUUGAGUCCACUUAAGGCUUAACUCCAACUAGUGCGAGUAUAUCAAGUGUCCAGCACUUUCUCAUGUCCUGACAGCUUCCUUCCAUUCUCUUUUCCACUGUAGGUGAGAAACAAUUCAGAACCCCAAAAAAAAUCAUGUGGCUAACAAUGCUUUAUUAGCCUGUCAGUUGUGUUUAAUCCCAUACCAAAGGUCAUUCAUCACCCUCUGAGAAAUUGUUUAUUUUUUUUCAAUUGAAAGCUCAUUUUGCUAGUUAGCUAGGCUGUGAGAGGUUUUUAUUUUUAGUUCUUAGGUUACAAAGAAUCAAGUGAUUUUAUUGUUAGUUCUGUGCAAUUGAUAUCAGAUUAAAAUUGUAUUCGGGCCCCACCUCAAAAUGAGUUUGACACCCCUGCUCAACUGGAAAAAUGGUGUUGAAAAUGGAUGGAUGUUAGCUUGCUAACGGGCUAUUUAGCCAACAGCUAGCUACCCAGACCAUAGACCAGUAGAUUAACGGGCAAUACAUUUUGGUGAUAGAUAAAGUCAUUGAAUGUACAUAAUGAUCAAACUGUUGCCAGUACAGGCGAAGUAACAGGUUGACAUUCUUAACUGUCAUGCAAGUAUAAAGAGAAGUGAUCCCCUAUACAUUAAAACUAAAAUGAAGUUGUCUGUGUGUGCUUUGCGAUUGACUGGCAACCAGUUCAGGGUGUACCUUGCCGACUGCUGGAAGAUGACUGGGCUAGGCUCCAGCAUGCCCGCGACCCUCAUGAGGAUAAGUGGAUCAGAGAAUGGAUGUAU